AUGGACAAACUCUCUACGCUUUCGCGCUUCAAAGCAUCAUGCCCAUUCUUGGGCAGGACAAAGACCUCGACAUUGCGCAACUUGUGUACUUCGACCUCUACUCGCUUCCCGUCGAUCUCCCUGCUUACCGAGCGCGCUACGAACUGCCCGGUCAUGGGUCCAGCGCUGAGUGUCCGUUCCAAGGAAAUUGUGGCUGGCUAUGCAAGCAUGGCUGGUAACUCGGACAUUGAACAGAUUCACAAGGAGAAGGGAGUGAAUAUUCCUGCUGAUGCUAGUGUCGAGAUGUGUCCUCAUGCGUCUGCUGCCCGGGCUGCAGCUCGUAUGGCAGACGAUCUGGCUCAUGCUGCCAAAGGAAAGGAAAUAUCUAGCAAGGCUGCUGCUGCUGCUGGAUGUCCUUUCCAUAAGGCUGCUCUCGAACAGACUGCAAAGGCCGCGGGGGUUGCCCCGCACCCGGUUCCCGUUUCUACCGCAUCUACCUCGGUUAGUUCCUCUACUCGCACCGGUGCCUACGACUAUGAGGCGUUCUACAACACUGAACUAGAGAAGAAACACAAGGAUAAAUCUUAUCGGUACUUCAACAACAUUAACCGUCUCGCGCACAAGUUCCCUGUUGCGCAUACUGCCAAGGUCGAAGAUGAAGUUCAAGUAUGGUGCUCGAAUGAUUAUCUUGGAAUGGGUAACAACCCAGUUGUCCUGGAGACCAUGCAUCGGACUUUAGACAGGUACGGUCAUGGUGCGGGAGGAACCCGUAACAUCGCAGGUAACGGUGCCGUCCAUCUUGGCCUCGAACGUGAAUUGGCUACUCUCCACCGUAAAGACGCUGCUCUAAUCUUUUCGUCCUGCUACGUCGCCAACGAUGCUACUCUCUCUACCCUCGGAACCAAAUUACCCGGAUGUGUGAUGUUCUCUGACAAGAGCAAUCACGCAUCCAUGAUUCAAGGGAUGCGUCACUCUACAGCGAAACGGGUCAUUUUCAAGCAUAACGACCUGGAGGAUUUGGAAAAUAAGCUCAAGGAGUACCCCAAGGAGACUCCGAAGAUUAUUGCGUUUGAGAGUGUGUAUUCCAUGUGCGGUAGUAUCAGUCCCAUCUCGGAAAUAUGUGAUUUGGCAGAGAAGUAUGGCGCAUUGACUUUCCUUGACGAGGUGCAUGCUGUCGGUUUAUACGGACCCCGUGGCGCUGGUGUCGCGGAACACCUUGACUAUGAAGCUCAACUGGCACAUGGCGAAAACCCUGACCCCAUUCCUGGUUCAGUCAUGGAUCGUAUCGAUAUCAUCACUGGUACUCUCGGUAAGGCAUAUGGCGCUGUCGGCGGCUACAUUGCUGGUUCAGACGAUUUCAUCGACAUGAUUCGGUCAUACGCUCCUGGUUUCAUCUUCACAACGUCUUUGCCUCCUGCUACGGUCGCCGGUGCUCAAGCUAGUAUCGCAUACCAAAAGAUAUACCUCGGUGAUCGUCAGCUCAAACAGGUCAAUGUCCGGGAAACCAAACGCCGAUUCGCAGAGUUGGAUAUUCCUGUUGUACCCGGUCCAUCACACAUCCUUCCUGUCCUCGUCGGCGACGCAGCUCUUGCCAAAGCCGCAUCUGACAAGCUUCUCUAUGACCACUCCAUCUACGUUCAGGCCAUUAACUAUCCCACCGUCGCUGUCGGCGAAGAACGUCUCCGAAUAACCGUCACGCAACGCCACACCGUCGAACAAAUCGACAAACUGGUCGCAGCUGUCGACCAGGUCUUCACGGAUCUAAACAUCAACAGGAUCAAAGACUGGAAAGCUCUCGGUGGACGUGCGACUGUUGGUGUUCCAGGUGAAGAUGAUGUCGUAGAACCAAUUUGGACCAAGGAGCAGCUUGGGGAAGAGACAGGGACGACACCGAAAACGUUGAGGGAUGGGGAGAAGGACGUGGUUGACCCACAGGGGGUGUUUGUCGCAAGGAGUAGGUUUGAUCAUUUGUUAGGACCAAUUUCUGGGCCGUUGCGGUCUGGGUAUCAGGUUGCUGCGCCUGCCGUCACCCCCAACACUACUACAUCGUCUGCGGCUUCGCUCGUGCCCAAGACUAUGAAGACGGGGACGAAAUUGAUGGACUUUGCUCCCAGGGCUAGGGAUAUCCCGGUCCCUCCGCCGUCCAAACUGAGUGCGGUUGCGUAA
Molecule: messenger RNA, 2145 nt
Organism: Lentinula edodes (shiitake mushroom)
Lineage: Eukaryota; Fungi; Basidiomycota; Agaricomycetes; Agaricales; Omphalotaceae
Product: 5-aminolevulinate synthase
Exons: 5
Coding region: 1-2145 (714 amino acids)
Biological process (GO): heme biosynthetic process
Cellular component (GO): mitochondrion
Molecular function (GO): pyridoxal phosphate binding; 5-aminolevulinate synthase activity
Source: RefSeq, a predicted model, not a curated record